This is a messenger RNA of Camellia sinensis, 1017 nucleotides long. NCBI's taxonomy places the organism in Eukaryota, Viridiplantae, Streptophyta, Magnoliopsida, Ericales, Theaceae. The record is from RefSeq and is a predicted model, not a curated record.
AUGGCUGACUAUUCCCUCUUUACCAAAGUUAAUGGCGAUUCUUUUACAGGAGUGCUCAUCUACGUUGAUGAUAUUAUCAUUACAGGUAAUAAUCUUGAAGAAAUGGAACACCUUAUAUCCUUCUUUCUCAAACAGUUCCACAUCAAGGAUCUCGGUGACUUGAAGUAUUUUUUAGGCAUUGAAUUUUCGCGAUCCAAGAAAGGUCUUUUUUUGUCCCAAAGGAAAUACGCUCUAGAUAUUUUACAAGAUACAGGUUUAACGGGGGCACGGCUAGAAAAGUGUCCAAUGGAACAAAAUAUGAAAUUACAAACCAUAGAUGGUGCUAUACUCAAUGAUCCAACGAGAUAUAGGAGGUUGGUUGGAAAAUUAAUUUAUCUUACUAUCACAAGACCAGACAUUGUCUUUGCAGUUCAGAAUUUGAGUCAGUUUAUGCACCAACCCAGAAAACCACACAUGGAGGCCGCACUUCGUGUCUUGCGAUUCAUUAAGGGUACACCUGGCCAAGGCUUGUUUUUCCCGGCUAUAAACAAUCUUGAGUUGAAAGCUUAUUGUGAUUCAGAUCAUGCAAGUUGUCCAACAACAAGAAGAUCAACUACAGGUUAUUGUGUGCUUCUAGGUUACUCUCUUGUCUCAUGGAAAUCCAAGAAACAGCCAAUUGUGGCUCGUUCAUCUACAGAGGCCGAGUACAGGGCCAUGGCAAACAUAUGCCUUGAAAUUACAUGGCUGCGAUAUAUAUUGCAAUAUUUAAGAGUCAAACAAAAAGGCCCUACUCUUUUGCAUUGUGAUAAUCAAGUUGCAUUGCAUAUAGCGGCAAAUCCAGUUUAUCACGAAAGAACGAAACAUAUUGAAAUAGAUUGUCACAUUGUGAGAGAGAAGCUACAAGCUGGCGAAAUUUCUCCAAUCUACAUUUCUUCACAAGAUGAACUUGCAGACAUAUUUACGAAAGCCUUGGGGCGGGAUAGCUUCAAUUACCUGAGUCACAAGUUGGGACUUCUCAACAUUCACUCUUCAACUUGA